Lactuca virosa is the source of this 534-nucleotide messenger RNA. The record is from the annotation of a GenBank genome assembly. Lineage: Eukaryota; Viridiplantae; Streptophyta; Magnoliopsida; Asterales; Asteraceae.
AUGUCAAGUAACAUACCAAAAGAUCCAUCAGAAGGGUCCUCCCGAUCUACAACCGUUGAUCAGAGCCACCAUCCUGCACCCUUAAGCCGUUAUGAAUCCCAAAAACGACGAGACUGGAACACUUUUGGGCAGUAUCUAAAGAAUCAAAGACCUCCUGUAUCUCUUUCGCAGUGCAACUUUAGCCAUGUUCUGGAAUUCCUUCGAUACCUUGAUCAAUUUGGAAAAACUAAGGUUCAUUUACAUGGGUGUGUUUUCUUUGGGCAGCCUGAACCUCCUGCUCCUUGCACUUGCCCUCUAAGGCAGGCUUGGGGCAGUCUAGACGCGCUGAUCGGGCGAUUAAGAGCUGCCUAUGAAGAGAACGGCGGCCCUCCUGAGAAAAAUCCAUUUGGAAAUGGAGCAAUUCGGGUUUAUUUAAGAGAAGUGAAGGAGUGUCAAGCUAAAGCUAGGGGAAUCCCAUACAAGAAGAAGAAGAAGAGGAAAAGUCAAAUAAAGGCCAAUGAAGAAGUGAAGGCUUCCAAGCUACAGGCUACUUGA